Molecule: messenger RNA, 10933 nt
Organism: Oncorhynchus mykiss (rainbow trout)
Lineage: Eukaryota; Metazoa; Chordata; Actinopteri; Salmoniformes; Salmonidae
Source: RefSeq, a predicted model, not a curated record
CCUCAGGCCCUUAUAACUAGAGAUCAUACACACCCUCUUGUUCAUUCACAACAUCAUCUUGUGUCUUGAGGAAACACAGCCACUUACUGGUUGACCUGCGUCUCAGGUAUCAGUACACCUUCAACAGAGACAGACGGAGGAAGCAACCUAACACUAACACACCUACCGACUGACACGGCUAACACCUUCAUCAGAUCAGUGAUAUCUGUUUCCAGCUGACCCCAUGACAGUCAUUGUCUCAUCAUCAUGAGAUCACGCCACCUCUUCCUCCUGAUCUACCUCACAGCUCUCCGCUGCUACUGGGGAGCAUCCGAUGCACAACGAAAUGAGACCUGCCUUACGCAAGAACUGUGUACUCAGGCUGGUGAUCCUACCUCUAACUUCCUCCAGUGUGUGGGUCUGCCAGCUACAGACACAGGGAGAGACCACCUGCAGAACCUGAAGGACACCCUCGACGCUGCCCUGGAUGUCUACUCCUUCAUGAGAUCCAGUCUAUCCCAGACCCCAGUGUUCGGACUAGAGCUGGGUAUCAGUGUGAACCUUAACCCCUGUCUCCCCCUCUCCAGAGAUCCAGCCUAUCCCAGACCCCAGUGUUCGGACUAGAGCUGGGUAUCAGUGUGAACCUUAACCCCUGUCUCCCCCUCUCCAGAGAUUCAGUCCAUCCCAGACCCCAGUGUUCCGACUAGAGCUGGUUAUCAGUGUGAACCUUAACCCCUGUCUCCCCCUCUCCAGAGAUCCAGUCUAUCCCAGACCCCAGUGUUCGGACUAGAGCUGGGUAUCAGUGUGAACCUUAACCCCUGUCUCCCCCUCUCCAGAGAUCCAGUCUAUCCCAGACCCCAGUGUUCGGACUAGAGCUGGGUAUCAGUGUGAACCUUAACCCCUGUCUCCUCCUCUCCAGAGAUCCAGUCUAUCCCAGACCCCAGUGUUCGGACUAGAGCUGGGUAUCAGUGUGAACCUUAACCCCUGUCUCCCCCUCUCCAGAGAUCCAGUCUAUCCCAGACCCCAGUGUUCGGACUAGAGCUGGGUAUCAGUGUGAACCUUAACCCCUGUCUCCUCCUCUCCAGAGAUCCAGUCUAUCCCAGACCCCAGUGUUCGGACUAGAGCUGGGUAUCAGUGUGAACCUUAACCCCUGUCUCCCCCUCUCCAGAGAUCCAGUCUAUCCCAGACCCCAGUGUUCGGACUAGAGCUGGGUAUCAGUGUGAACCCAGAGGCAGAAGCCUACCAAGAUGAGGACCUGAUAAAGGUGUGGAUGGAGGUGAAACUGAAACCACUCCUCUCCAGCAUCUCCAGAGGGUUCCUAACCUGCCUCAGCAACAAGAACUUCAGCUGCAACACCUACCAGACCAUGGUGGAGGAGUUGAGUGAUCAUUUCUCAGAGAUGGAUCCGAUCAGACAGAGGUGGAUCUAUAUGUUCUUCAUGUACCCCUUCCUCUCCGGGGAGAGAGCAGGCUGUGUGAGGCCAGGGGAGAACAGUGAGGACUGGCUGAUCAGGAACUUUGGCUCGUUUAAAGCCGUCGCUCGUAUGAGGGACUUCACAGCCCUCAACAUGGUCUUUAGUGGGCUGGAGGUGCUACACCUGUUAACUCCGGAGCAGAAGGCAGAGUUGUUGUUGCAUCCGGAGGUGGAGGGACUGGAGAACGGAACCCUGAGUCUGGUGUUCCACACCCUGAUGACAGAGGUCCACUCCCCCAUGGAGAACUCUACCUGGACCACACCAGGGUACCCCAACCCCACCUACCCCCCCUCCUACACCCCCGCGUACCCACCCAGACCCACGUCGGACGACCAAUACUCACCACGACCCCCCUCACCCCAGGAGAGCCUUCGAGAGGUGGUGAACGGGUUCAUGGGGGUCUUCAGGCCAUUCGGAAGCUUGGUCAGGGAGUUUGUGUCGCUCACGCACAAAAAGUCCCUGUCUGAGAUCAGGAGCACCACUCUAACUCAGGUUGUGUUGAACUGGACUCUGGCCGAGCUGGCCGGGAACUACAGGUCCCAGGAAGACGAGCCAGAAGACUGGACGGAGGACAUAUUGGACGUAGAGGACUGGUAUGACCAUGUAGUGGUGCCUGUUCUCCGCCGUGUCCUGCCCACCGACCAGACGCACAUACCUGGCAGCCUCAAGGCCGUUUUCCACAAAGUGUUCUACCUGAACUCAGACAUGGACAGCAUGGACAAUGACAAUAUGCCCCAAGACAUAUGUAGCAUCACCCUAGAGGAGAAGUCAUGUGGGUUGACCAAUGCGGUGGAGAAAGUGGCGCGCGUCCUGCACUGUGUUGCCCGUAGCAACUUGACAUUGUCCGAGGAGACUGUUAUGCGUCUUGUCGUGGAGCUGACCGGGCGGCUCAACUCAUUGGUCCAGAAGUUCUCCACCGCGAACUUCAGUGAGGUGGCGCACCACUUCCAGGAGGUGUUUGGCCAGGCAGACUCCCCGGCUCUGACCCAGGAGAAUCUCAACGACCCAGACUUCAUCAGGCUCUGGUUCCAGAUCAAACUGAAGCCCCUGCUUCCCUCCGUCCCCCCCGGCCUUCUCUCCUGCCUCAGCACCAAGAACUUCACCUGCCCCGUCUACCAAGCCCUUGUGGAGGAGCUGAGUGAACAAAUGAAGCUGAUGGACCAGGAGGACGAGCAGAUGUAUGAAACGCAGGGUCACAUGAUCUACAAACAGUUCCUGUUGCCCUUCCUGUUGAAUCACAACUCCUCAGACCCACAAUGCAUCUCUUCAGCCAGUAGCAGUUCAGACUGGCUGAUCAAGAACUUUGGUGGAUUCUCUGCAUUCGCUCCUCUGACGGAUUUCUAUGAUCUAAAUGCUAAUUUCUCUGCUUUGUCAGCCCUGGAGGUUCUCUCUCCAAAGCAGACAGCAGAGCUGGUGGUGUUGCCUCUUCCUGGUCUUUCAGGGAAAGAUGUCAUCAUCAACACAGUGUUUGACUACCUGACUGAGUCACCAAAGGAGAGGAAACUCCCUGACUUCCUGUACCACCUCAUAAGGCUGUCUGUGGUGACUCCAGUCGGCUGCACGGUGUACCAGACCAUUUUUGUGAGGCUGUACCAAGCCAUGUCAGCGUUGCCUCAAGAGAUGGAGCCAAUAAUAUGGGCCAGUGUUUAUGACCUCACAGAAUCUGCACCAAUGGAUUGUUCUCUGGUACCAGUUAACCAACAGUGUCCAGUGUCAUCACACAAUGCAACAAGAGUCUGUGUCGGAGUUGACAGCUCGGCUCUACAACAGCUCUUGGACUCUGGGAUCUCGACGGGACGUCUAUGUGACUUCAGCAUCAAACAAUACGCCUGCUCACAGCUGAAAGACCUCAAAGCUGAGAACCUGGUCACACUGCUGAAAUGUAAACUAUCAGAGAACAACACAGACUCCAAAGAGACCUGGAAGCUGUUAUUCACUAAAGCUUCUGCAGUUCUGGAUCAGGCUCUUGUACUUCUCUCCAACCAGUCUGAGCCUGUGAUUGGCCCAGCACUAUCCCAGGUGCUGGAUGUGAUUGGAGAGAUCAGGGUCAACAGACUGACUGAGGAUCAGCUGAGAGACAGUGAUGUCAUCAGGAAGUUGUUCUCUGGGCGUCUGAGAGCGUUUCUGCCAUCUGCAUCAGGAGGGUUUCUGCACUGCCUCAGCACCAAGAACCUCAGCUGUGACUCUUACCAAGCUGUGGUGAAGGAGUUUGGAGCCCAGUUUGAUCACAUGAACCUAGAGCAGCAGCAGCUGGUUCUGAAGGAGCUGGUCGUCCCCUUCCUGUCUCGACCCACAUCAGACUCUGGCUGUGUGUCCAACUCUAACAGCAGUGUGGACUGGCUGCAGAAGAACUUGGGGCCGUUCUCAGUUCUUGUGUCCCUCGGGAACCUGUUGAAUCUCAACACAGACUUCUCUCCUUUGUCAGCCCUGGAGGUUCUCUCUCCAAAGCAGACAGCUGAGCUGGUGGUGUUGCCUCUUCCUGGUCUUCCAGGGAAAGAUGUCAUCGUCAACACAGUGUUUGACUACCUGACUGAGUCACCAAAGGAGAGGAGACUCCCUGAGUUCCUGUACCACCUCGUCAGGCUCUCUGAAGAGAUGAUGCUACCAUGUGACAGCUUUAAGACCAUCUUUGAGCGUCUGUACCAGGCCUUACCGUCUGCACCUCCAGAGAUGGAGCCAGUUAUUCAGGCCAUUAUAGACAACCUGAUGCAGACCGCUCCAGAAGAUUGCUUGCCGAUGAAUAUGAAGUGCCCAAUAACACCAGCGAACGAUACCAGAGUCUGUGAAGGAAAUGCCAGUGAUUCGCUACAAAGUUAUUUGGCGACAUCAAAUACAGCGAACGUGCCCUGUACCUUUACCCUGGAGGAGUAUGCCUGUGCAUCGCUGAAAGACUUCACUGCAGAACACCUGGUGUCUCUUCUGAGAUGUAACCUGCCCGGCAACUCCUCUCACUCUAAAGAGACGUGGAAGGUUCUCCUCACCAAACUGACCUCUGUCUUAGACCAAGCUCUGGACAUGUUCUCCAAUAUGUCCAAACCUGUCAUUGGUCCAGCAGUAUCCCAGGCGCUCGAUGUGAUUGGAGAGAUCCGGGUCAACAGACUGACUGAGGAUCAGCUGAGAGACAGUGAUGUCAUCAGGAAGUGGUUCUCUGGGCGUCUGAGAGUGUUCCUGCCGUCUGCAUCAGGAGUGUUUCUGCACUGCCUCAGCACCAAGAACCUCAGCUGUGACUCGUAUCAACAGAUACUGAGGGAGUUCAGCAAUCAAUUCGACCAAAUGGACCAGAUGAGACAAGAGCUGGUGGUCAAAUACUUCAUCCAGCCCUUCCUGACCAAAAACUCCUCAGACUCUGGCUGUGUGUCCAACUCUAACAGCAGUGUGGACUGGCUGCAGAAGAACUUGGGGCCGUUCUCAGUUCUUGUGUCCCUCGGGAACCUGUUGAAUCUCAACACAGACUUCUCUCCUUUGUCAGCCCUGGAGGUUCUCUCUCCAAAGCAGACAGCAGAGCUGGUGGUGUUGCCUCUUCCUGGUCUUCCAGGGAAAGAUGUCAUCGUCAACACAGUGUUUGACUACCUGACCGAGUCACCAAAGGAGAGGAGACUCCCUGAGUUCCUGUACCACCUCGUCAGGCUCUCUGAAGAGAUGAUGCUACCAUGUGACAGCUUUAAGACCAUCUUUGAGCGUCUGUACCAGGCCUUACCGUCUGCACCUCCAGAGACGGAGCCAGUUAUUCAGGCCAUUAUAGACAACCUGAUGCAGACCGCUCCAGAAGAUUGCUUGCCGAUGAAUAUGAAGUGUCCAAUAACACCAGCGAACGAUACCAGAGUCUGUGAAGGAAAUGCCAGUGAUUCGCUACAAAGUUAUUUGGCGACAUCAAAUACAGCGAACGUGCCCUGUACCUUUACCCUGGAGGAGUAUGCCUGUGCAUCGCUGAAAGACUUCACUGCAGAACACCUGGUGUCUCUUCUGAGAUGUAACCUGCCCGGCAACUCCUCUCACUCUAAAGAGACGUGGAAGGUUCUCCUCACCAAACUGACCUCUGUCUUAGACCAAGCUCUGGACAUGUUCUCCAAUAUGUCCAAACCUGUGAUUGGUCCAGCAGUAUCCCAGGCGCUCGAUGUGAUUGGAGAGAUCCGGGUCAACAGACUGACUGAGGAUCAGCUGAGAGACAGUGAUGUCAUCAGGAAGUGGUUCUCUGGGCGUCUGAGACUGUUCCUGCCGUCUGCAUCAGGAGUGUUUCUGCACUGCCUCAGCACCAAGAACCUGAGCUGUGACUCGUAUCAACAGAUACUGAGGGAGUUCAGCAAUCAAUUCGACCAAAUGGACCAGAUGAGACAAGAGCUGCUGGUCAAAUACUUAAUCCAGCCCUUCCUGACUAAAAACUCCUCAGACUCUGGCUGUGUGUCCAACUCUAACAGCAGUGUGGCCUGGCUGCAGAAGAACCUGGGGCGGUUUUCAGUCCUGGUGUCCCUCAGCGACCUGUUGAAACUCAACACAGACUUCUCUCCUUUGUCAGCCCUGGAGGUUCUCUCUCCAAAACAGACAGCAGAGCUGGUGGUGUUGCCUCUUCCUGGUCUUCCAGGGAAAGAUGUCAUCGUCAACACAGUGUUUGACUACCUGACUGAGUCACCAAAGGAGAGGAGACUCCCUGAGUUCCUGUACCACCUCGUCAGGCUCUCUGAAGAGAUGAUGCUACCAUGUGACAGCUUUAAGACCAUCUUUGAGCGUCUGUACCAGGCCUUACCGUCUGCACCUCCAGAGACGGAGCCAGUUAUUCAGGCCAUUAUAGACAACCUGAUGCAGACCGCUCCAGAAGAUUGCUUGCCGAUGAAUAUGAAGUGUCCAAUAACACCAGCGAACGAUACCAGAGUCUGUGAAGGCAAUGCCAGUGAUUCGCUACAAAGCUAUUUGGCGACAUCAAAUACAACGAACGUGCCCUGUACCUUUACCCUGGAGGAGUAUGCCUGUGCAUCGCUGAAAGACUUUACUGCAGAACACCUGGUGUCUCUUCUGAAAUGUAACCUGCCCGGCAACUCCUCUCACUCUAAAGAGACGUGGAAGGUUCUCCUCACCAAACUGACCUCUGUCUUAGACCAAGCUCUGGACAUGUUCUCCAAUAUGUCCAAACCUGUCAUUGGUCCAGCAGUAUCCCAGGCGCUCGAUGUGAUUGGAGAGAUCCGGGUCAACAAACUGACUGAGGAUCAGCUGAGAGACAGUGAUGUCAUCAGGAAGUGGUUCUCUGGCCGUCUGAGAGCGUUCCUGCCGUCUGCAUCAGGAGUGUUUCUGCACUGCCUCAGCACCAAGAACCUCAGCUGUGACUCGUAUCAACAGAUACUGAGGGAGUUCAGCAAUCAAUUCGACCAAAUGGACCAGAUGAGACAAGAGCUGGUGGUCAAAUACUUCAUCCAGCCCUUCCUGACCAAAAACUCCUCAGACUCUGGCUGUGUGUCCAACUCUAACAGCAGUGUGGCCUGGCUGCAGAAGAACCUGGGGCGGUUUUCAGUCCUGGUGUCCCUCAGCGACCUGUUGAAACUCAACACAGACUUCUCUCCUUUGUCAGCCCUGGAGGUUCUCUCUCCAAAACAGACAGCAGAGCUGGUGGUGUUGCCUCUUCCUGGUCUUCCAGGGAAAGAUGUCAUCAUCAACACAGUGUUUGACUUCCUGUCUAAGUCACCAAAGGAGAGGAGACUCCAUGAGUUCCUGUACCACCUUUCCAGGCUGUCUGUGGUGACUCCAGUCGGCUGCACGGUCUACCAGACCAUCUUUGUGAGGCUGUACCAAGCCAUGUCAGCGUUGCCUCAAGAGAUGGAGCCAAUCAUCUGGGCCAGUGUUUAUGACCUCACAGAAUCUGCACCAAUGGAUUGUUCUCUGGUACCAGUUAACCAACAGUGUCCAGUGUCAUCACACAAUGCAACAAGAGUCUGUGCCGGAGUUGACAGCUCGGCUCUACAACAGCUCUUGGACUCUGGGAUCUCGACGGGACGUCUAUGUGACUACAGCAUCAAACAAUACGCCUGCUCACAGUUGAAAGACCUCACAGCUGAGAACCUGGUCACACUGCUGAAAUGUAAACUAUCAGAGAACAACACAGACUCCAAAGAGACCUGGAAGCUGUUCUUUGCUAAAGCUUCUGCAGUUCUGGAUCAGGCUCUUGUACUUCUCUCCAACCAGUCCAAGCCUGUGAUUGGCCCAGCAGUAUCCCAGGCGCUGGAUGUGAUUGGAGAGAUCAGGGUCAACAGACUGACUGAGGAUCAGCUGAGAGACAGUGAUGUCAUCAGGAAGUUGUUCUCUGGGCGUCUGAGAGUGUUUCUGCCAUCUGCAUCAGGAGGGUUUCUGCACUGCCUCAGCACCAAGAACCUCAGCUGUGACUCUUACCAAGCUGUGGUGAAGGAGUUUGGAGCCCAGUUUGAUCACAUGAACCUAGAGCAGCAGCAGCUGGUUCUGAAGGAGCUGGUCGUCCCCUUCCUGUCUCGACCCACAUCAGACUCUGGCUGUGUGUCCAACUCUAACAGCAGUGUGGACUGGCUGCAGAAGAACCUGGGGCGGUUUUCAGUCCUGGUGUCCCUCAGCGACCUGUUGAAACUGAACACAGACUUCUCUCCUUUGUCAUCCCUGGAGGUUCUCUCUCCAAAGCAGACUGCAGAGCUGGUGGUGUUGCCACUUCCUGGUCUUUCAGGGAAAGCUGUCAUCAUUAACACAGUGUUUGACUACCUGACUGAGUCACCAAAGGAGAGGAGACUCCCUGAGUUCCUGCAACAACUUGUCAGCCUGACCAAACAGGAAAAUAUCCCUUGUGCCUCCUACAAGAUCAUUUUCGCCAGACUGGACCAGGCCGUACCCACUGUUACCAUGGAGAUAGAGUCCGCCCUCACCUCCAGCAAGACGGCUUUACUACAGACCGUCCCAUCAGGUUGCAUUGUAUACAGUGGAGAGUGCAAUGUCACCCCAGUUAAUGAGACAAAAGUUUGUGCUGGUGUCAACAGCACUGCUCUACAGGGUCGCCUUGACAACGGGCAGAUCAGCGCAGUCCUCUGUGAUUUCGGCGUCGAUGUUUACGCUUGUGGCUCGCUGUCUAUGUUGACAUCGGAAAACUUGGUGAGCCUGUUGAAGUGUAAGCUGUCUGGUAACACCAGCCACUCAGCACAGAUCUGGAAACUGUUCUUCUCUAAGGUCUCGGUGGUCCUGAACUCAGCCCUGGAUCUCUUCUCCAACACCACACUAGACCCCAGCUCUCCAGCAGUGUCCCAGGCCCUGGAUGCUAUAAGAGAGGUAAGGCUGGACAGCUUCAGCCUGGCUAGUCUCAGAGAUCAGAAAAUCAUCAACCUCUGGUUCAACACCAGACUGCGUCCCUUCCUACCUGCCGUCUCCACUGACUUCCUGUCCUGCCUCGGCACCAAGAACUUCAGCUGCUCCACCUACCAGACCACCGUUCAGAUCCUGAGCAGCCACCACUCAGCCAUGGACCAGUCCAGACAGAUAUCAGUCUAUACUACCUUCAUAGAGGUCUUUCUCUCCAGGAACAACACAGCAGACCCCAGCUGUAGCUCUGACACCCUAAACAGUGGAGACUGGCUGCUGAAGAACUUCAGAGGAUUCUCUGCCUUCGCCUCCUUCAAGGACAUGCAGAGACUACUGGCCACCUUCUCUGUGACGGAGGCCCUGCCCCAGCUCACAGUGAGACAGUUGGCAGAGGUGUCCUCUAGUCCAGACCAGCUCAGCUCUGCUGCAGACGUCACCAUGCUGAUGAACUACGUACCCAACAUCCUCUUCACUGACUUCUUCAAUGACUUCUCUCUAGCCAUCACCGGUCAAGAGUCUAAGUUCCCGGUGGCGGUGCGUUCAGCCAUGCUCCAGCAGGUGUUUGAACGCGGGAACCUAUCAGACCGCUCCGUUAGCGACCAGGAGGUACUCACCUGGCUUCAGAGCAGGCUCCGCCCACUGCUGAUCAACCUGUCCCCGCUCCACGUCGCCCCCCUCUUCAGUGUGGUCGCACAGAGGAACUGCAACAUUGGACAGCAGCUGGUGGAGGUGCUGAACGCCACCCUCCCUACACUUCAGGACAACACACAGAGAAACAUCUACGAUCAAAUCACCCUCUCCCUCCAAGGCUCUUCCCCACUCCGUUGCUAUGGCACAAACUACAACCACAGUUUCUAUGGUUACCUGGAGAGUUCCUUCCUGGGUUUCGGCUUCCCCAACCUGACCACCUUCCUCUCCCUCAUACCCCAUAGCCAGAUGGAACAGCUGGUGAACUCUCUGCCUGUCUCUGACCUGGGUCGUUUCCUGCGCCGCCCCAACGUUGUCGACGACGACACAAAACUCUGCCAGCUCUACAGCAACUACGCCAAGACCCCACUGUUCCUGGGGACUGAGAGUAUCCCUGAGUCAGUGAGGCGUCCCACACUGCCGUGUGUCUGGCCCCAGGCUCUCAGCAGCAGUCAGAGGUCAGAGGUCAACGCCUGGUUUGACAUGAGGCUGAAGAACUACCUGCCCUUCCUCACCAGGAGCCUGGUGACCUCCGCCGCUGUCCAGACCGCCCCUUGUCUGGCCUUCCAGAAACUCGUCUCAAUUCUGGGGAGUUAUAACUACAGCGCUGCCGACUUUGUGGAGAGAGAUGUGUACAGGGAGACCAUCAGGACGUAUCUCACCUCAGCGUCGGCUCCUAAGUGUUACAACGCCAGUGAUCCAGAGCUCAACUCAACGGCCUGGUUUGCUGAGAACAUCGGACUCUUCAUCACUUAUCUCACCUUGGAAGACCUCAACACCUUCGGAUCAGCGCAGGUGUUGCAGGUGUUCACAGUGAACCUGGUGAACAUAGGUCUACUGAACUCCACUAGCCUGCCCCAGAACCUCACUGACUACUACACAUCACUGGUCUACCUACAGGACAGCAACUUCAACCCUCUGUUUCUUCCUCUGUUGUUUCGAUGUGUGGCCCCAGGGCCAGCCUUCAGACAGCUGGAUGCUGAGCAGAGCAUGAUCCUUCUACACAACCUGACUACACUGUGUAGAGACCUGGACCCACAGGUGUCUGCAGCUCUAGCAGCUAACAUGGGAGACAACUUAAACAGCAACACCAUCGCUGCCCUCGGCAGAGAGAGUACAGGUCUGUCUGAGGGUCAGAUCACCAUGGCACCCGCCAGCGUUCUGUGGGCUUCCUUCAGCAUUCUGAGCACUGUGAUUGGCUGGAACCAGGGCCAGGCCAUGGCCAUCAUCCAAUCACUGAUGCUGUCAGGAGCCGUGAAGAUCAACAGCGCAUCCACCUUGACAGCGCUGGGUUCCCUGGUGACCGGUGUUCCCUCGGCAACCUUAGGCAGCAUCAGCGGCACGGAACUCCUCUACGCGUCCCAGGAUCCCACAUUCAUAACAUACAUGCAGACCGCCCCGACGAUCUUAAUCCAGACUUUCGUCACUCAGUUGAUCACAGUGAACCCUAACCCAGACAGUAUUCUCCAGAACGGUCCCAGACAGCAUGUCUACUGA